UGCACGGCAUGGCGCGUUUGUUUGGUUUCGUGACAUAUCUUGGCGCGCUUAGCGUUUUCUGCGAAAUAAACCGACAAGUUUGCCGAUUUUAGUAGACAGUUUAUAUGACCCUCCAGUGGGAACUAACGUACACGCACAUGAAUGUGUUCGUUGCCAGUCUUCGGCUGCUUCAGUAAUCUCGUCACUCCGUGAACGAUAUGGAGGCGCGCGAUGUUAAAAUAUUGGAAUUAAACGCCAGCAAGGCGGGUCUUCAAGGAGUCGACAAGGAUCAUGUCAACAAGAUUAUCCAAGAAGCGUCGAAAGGAACGCCUUAUUAUGAGCACCAGCAGAAGCGUCAGCGACGGAUAAAUGUGAAGAUUGAGGCCAUGCUUGCCGAACUGAAGACCCUGAACCCCGCGCAAUUGCAAGCCUCUCAGUGCCAGAUGGAUGUCAUUGCUGAGAAGAUGGAGUACACUCGUGACUUGAACAGAGUCAUUGUGCAUGUUGACAUGGAUGCCUUUUAUGCAGCAGUAGAAAUGCUUGACAACCCAUCUUUGCGAGACAAGCCAAUGGCAGUUGGUUCUAUGGGAAUGUUGUCAACAUCAAACUAUGAGGCCAGGAAAUUUGGUGUACGUGCAGCGAUGCCUGGAUUCAUUGCCAAGAAGCUGUGCCCAUCAUUGAUAAUUGUACGCCCAAAUUUUGACAAAUACACUGCAUUCAGCAGAAAGAUUCGACAAGUGCUUGUACAAUAUGAUGAAGACUUCACACCAGUUGGUCUAGACGAAGCGUACCUGGACAUCACUGAAUAUAUGGCCAUGCAUGAUGUUGAAGCCGAAGAUGUUGUUCAAGAAAUGAGGCAAAAGGUCUUUGAUGCAACGCAAUUGACAGCAAGUGCAGGCAUUGCUGCCAACAUGUUUUUGGCGAAGGUCUGUUCUGACAUACGUAAACCAAACAACCAGUUCAGGCUCCCUAAUGAUGUUGAUUCUAUCCGCAAGUUUGUGUCUUCUCUUCCAAUCCGCAAAGUACCAGGUAUAGGUGGUGUGCAAGAACAGCUGUUGAUGGCCCUUGGCGUGCACACAUGUCAUGAUAUCUGGAUCAGGCGAGCUGAAAUCGGUCAUCUCUUUGGGGAGGUUACCGCACGAUUUUACCUUCGUGCAGCACUUGGCCUAGGUUGCACUGAAGUCAAAUGUGACUCAAAUCGGAAGUCAAAAAGUGUGGAGGAAACAUUUGCGGAAAUAAGCAAUCCUCAAAACCUCAUUUCAAAGUGUGAGGAACUUUGUGAAGAGCUGCACCAACAGAUCCAAGAAGAAGGAAUAUCUGGCAGAGUGGUGACAGUGAAGAUGAAGACUGUCAUGUUUGAUGUGAUGACGCGUAGCAUUAGCUUGGAAAAUGCAACUUGCAAGUUGGAGACCAUCAAACAGGCAGCCUUGCGGCUUCUGCAACAAGAAAUUGCUGCUGCCAAGUCCAGCCAGCCCCUUCGAUUACGUCUAAUGGGUGUCCGGCUGUCUGGCCUAGAUGAUGGUGGGCCUUUAUCCUCAUCUCAGCCAACUUUAUCAGCAUUCUUGUCUGCCAGAAGAACAGCCCAGUGCCCCAUAUGCCAGAAGACACUGGAAAGCAGCUCCCCUGAAUUUGUCAAUGCACAUGUGGAUACAUGUCUUGGUGAGCAAGAAGCAGACGAAGUGCAACAGAGUGCCUCAGAUGGAGCUGACCUUCGUAAGCCAAACUACAAUAAGAAUCGGGACACCUCAGGUACGCCUGACGAGUUGCAACUUGGCUCAACCCCUGAAACAUCCUGUGCUAACCUUGUGGACGAAGAUAUAAAGUGCAAUAUGAUAAGGACUAGCGACAGCCCCAAGUCUGUGUCAUUCAAGGAAGAGGCUAGUGUGCCGGAGGAGGAGCCAGCAUCAAUGGAGUGCCCAGUGUGUGGUCACGUCAUUCGGGAGACAGACUGGUUUAAAGUGAAUGAACACAUUGACACCUGCCUCAAUAAGCCUAUGAUUCGGGAAAUGCUUUCCUCACAGGAUUUCACCAGCAGCCCUGUGCCUGAAAAGCGGAAAAUUGAGACGCCAAAAAGUCAACGGUCACAAAAGCGACUAAAGUGCAGCCAGCCACAGCAGCGAAAUCCUAUUACAAACUACCUCUCACCUUCCUGUUCAAAAUCCUGAGCCUGACUUCAACUGUUCAUUUCUUGUAAAUAUAUAUAGGCUGUAAAGUGCACAUAAAACUGAAGGGUGCCUGUGAUAUUUGAACCUUUCCAAUUUAUACUUUGUUACAAAGGUAUAUUAUAGUAUACAAAUUGUGCAACAUUGCAUUGUGCAGCUCGACCACCUGGAGGUUAGCGCUGUUGCCAAGAGUUUUAAAGCUGAUGCGGGCAUUGCUGUUGGCUGUGCAUUGGUGCCUUGCAAAACCUCACAUGCUCCAGAGCUUGACUGAUUGAUUUACUCAGUUAUUCAUUUACUCACUUGCUUUUGAGACUUUGGUGACAGCUGCACCAUUCAGGAGCAGGUGUCGUUAUGUAGCUCCUAUAGUAAAGAAGAUUUUAACUAAUAUGAGUCUAGUUUCGUGAUAGAAAAUAGCAACCUCACUAUGCAGAGCUCUGUACUCAUUGUUGAACCUGUGGACCAUUAUCGUGCAUUUGUUUUUUUAAAUUGAUGUGUGUAUGCAAUGAAAAAUAUGCUACGAACUAUAACAUUUUAGCUUGUUUUCCCCCCUUAGUGCGCAUGCCUUUUACAAGAAAGUAGUGACAACUUUCUAGUGUUAGGGGAACUCUAAAGUAUGUCUUAGAAUUAUGAAAUACCGACAACAUUCUAGCCUGUAGUGUGAUCAUGAUGCAUUAUUAUACUCAUUAUUUUAUUCAUUAUGUACUUUGCCAUUGUUGUUGAGGAACAUCAGUCACCUGGUAACAGGUGUGUGUACGCGUGCAUGCGUGUGUUUGCGUGCGCGCGCAAUCAGCCUCAUAUUUGCCUGCUUGAGCACAUAGAUUUGAUAUAAGAGCAUGACCAUGGCAACAUUUCAGAGUUCCUCUGAAAAGUUUAAGCUGUAAUACGUUUUAGAACCCUUGCAGGAAAUUAACCUGCUUUGCUGUGUCACAUGACUUCUUAUAGUUAUCACUCAUUUCACCUCUGAAUGUGAUGCCUUCAUUUUGUUGGAUUAAAAGAGUUCAUCUAAUAUUCCUGUAGUGAAAAGAACUGCCAUGUGGUGUCUUAUUACUAUAUUGGUCUGAAAAGUUUAUAAGCUGGUAUACUAUCAUUAUUAUGUUCUUUUACUGCCUCUCAUCUUGUUGUUUCAGUUUAUUUCAGUUUUGACUGGGUUAAAAGAUACUUAUGCACAAGCUCUUCUCAAUGUGUAAGUUUUUCUGGCACCGACCGAGGGGCAUUUUAUUGGCUGUUAUAUGGUCAAAUGUUGGGGCCUAUAUCAGGAGGCGGAAACCCAGAGCCUGACUGUUGGUGUCUGUCGUGUCAACUGACCUGACACCAACACGCAAUGAAUCUAGCUUUACCUGAGAAUACUCUCUCCCCCUCUGCUGAUCAUGUCACAUUGCAUUUUGCAGAGAUGCACCAUAUUUACUCGAAUAUAAGCUAAUACCCAGAAAUGAGAAAGUCCAAAAAUGAAAAGUACUUGAAUGUAUGCCAGCCAGAAUAUAAACAAAACGAAAGUACUGUACACUGUUAACUAUACCAUGGUAGUUGCAAAUAUUUUAGGUGAUUGUGCGUGACAGAUCAAAAGCUCAUAACACAAGCUGACUCGCCAUUUGCAUCUUUUUUUUUUUUUUUUUACACAAUGUACUGUUCUCGGUGGUCUGUCUAUUUCUUUUGAAAUGCACCACUGUUGAGAAGGUUGCGAGAUCAACUUAGCUGGAAUGUUUUCCAUAUGCUUGUAAUCAACUUCAUCCCUAAUGUUUAGCAAUGUGCAUUCGCGGUGACACCGGUCAUUUCUGCCAGCUUCAUUGUUUCUUUUAGCCUUUUGGUGUAAUGCGAGUUUGGGACUGCUGGCCCGUAUUAAUCUAUAAGACAAAGAAAUGUUGUCUGAGAUUCAGUAACGUCGUAGUAUUCCAUAACAGCUUUAUAUUCCGUGUUAAAAGCAUUAUUAGAUGAUCGUUCAUACCUGCAAGAAGUAAUGUUGGUGGUCAAACUGUAAAUUAUAUUUUGUGAUAUUCAGUAGAGCUGUUUUGGUGAACUGCCUUUAUGUUUUACACAAUAUGGUAAAUCUGGUUUUCGUCACUUAAUUAAUUAAAUUCUAGGCUUUUAUGUGCGAAAACUAUGAUAUGAUAAUGAGGCAUGCCGUAUUGGGGGAUUCCUGAUUAAUUUUGACCACCAGGGUAUUUUAACGAACACCCAAUGCACGGUACACGGACGUUGUUGCAUUUCACCCCCAUCAAAAUACGGCCACCGCAGAUGGGACUUGAUCCUGCGCCCUCAUGUUUAGCAAUGCCAAAGCCACUACACCACUAUAGUGUAUUUUUCUUCACUUCUAUGCUAUCCAUUCUUGCAUGUAAAUAUACGUCCUGUUUGGGAUAUGCAUAUGGCAGGGAAAUAAAAUUUUCAUUCACAUUGCA
This is a messenger RNA of Dermacentor silvarum, 4534 nucleotides long. Its product is annotated as DNA polymerase IV-like. NCBI's taxonomy places the organism in Eukaryota, Metazoa, Arthropoda, Arachnida, Ixodida, Ixodidae. Gene Ontology annotation, molecular function: DNA-directed DNA polymerase activity; damaged DNA binding. The coding region runs from base 198 to 2144 and encodes 648 amino acids. The record is from RefSeq and is a predicted model, not a curated record. Gene Ontology annotation, cellular component: nucleus. Gene Ontology annotation, biological process: error-prone translesion synthesis. The transcript is spliced from 12 exons.